Messenger RNA from Electrophorus electricus (electric eel), 1583 nucleotides. Its product is annotated as eukaryotic initiation factor 4A-II-like. Lineage: Eukaryota; Metazoa; Chordata; Actinopteri; Gymnotiformes; Gymnotidae. Gene Ontology annotation, molecular function: RNA helicase activity; ATP binding; nucleic acid binding. The record is from RefSeq and is a predicted model, not a curated record.
UGCGCGUGCAGUGUACUUCCUCUUCAAUCGAGCGCUGAGGCAUCGGUCGGACCAUGUCAAGCAGUUCUGCGGAUUAUAACAGCUCUAGAGACAGAGACCAUGGGGGCCCUGAUGGAAUGGAGCCCGAUGGCAUCAUUGAGAGCAACUGGAAUGAGAUUACAGACAAUUUUGAUGACAUGAACUUAAAGGAAACCCUCCUUCGAGGUAUCUAUGCUUAUGGUUUUGAAAAACCAUCAGCCAUUCAGCAGAGGGCAAUCAUUCCCUGCAUUAAAGGUUAUGAUGUUAUUGCUCAGGCUCAGUCAGGCACUGGAAAGACAGCUACAUUUGCCAUUUCCAUCUUGCAGCAGUUGGAUUUAGAGCAGAAAGAAACGCAGGCUCUGGUGCUGGCUCCUACUAGAGAACUGGCCCAACAGAUUCAAAAAGUAAUCCUGGCUCUUGGUGACUACAUGGGAGCCACGUGCCAUGCUUGCAUUGGUGGAACAAACGUGCGAAACGAGAUGCAGAAGCUCCAGGCAGAGGCCUAUCACAUAGUGGUUGGCACCCCAGGACGCGUUUUUGACAUGCUGAACAGGCGAUUCCUGUCUCCUAAGUGGAUCAAGAUGUUUGUCUUGGAUGAAGCUGAUGAAAUGCUGAGCAGAGGAUUCAAGGAUCAGAUCUAUGAAAUUUUUCAAAAGUUAAGCACCAAUAUUCAAGUUGUGCUUCUCUCUGCUACAAUGCCCACUGAAGUUUUGGAAGUGACCAAAAAAUUUAUGCGAGAACCUGUUCGGAUCCUCGUGAAAAAAGAGGAGCUUACCCUAGAGGGGAUCAAGCAGUUUUACAUCAAUGUGGAACGUGAGGAGUGGAAGUUGGACACACUUUGUGACCUUUAUGAGACACUGACAAUCACCCAGGCUGUGAUUUUCCUGAAUACAAGGAGAAAGGUGGACUGGCUGACUGAGAAGAUGCAUGCUAGAGACUUCACUGUCUCUGCCUUGCAUGGAGACAUGGACCAGAAGGAACGCGAUGUGAUCAUGAGGGAAUUUAGAUCUGGAUCCAGCAGGGUGCUCAUCACUACAGAUUUGCUGGCCCGUGGCAUUGACGUGCAACAAGUGUCUCUAGUCAUCAACUAUGAUUUGCCCACCAACCGAGAAAACUACAUCCACAGAAUUGGACGCGGAGGCCGCUUUGGCAGGAAGGGAGUUGCUAUUAACUUUGUCACCGAAGAGGACAAGAGGAUCCUUCGGGACAUUGAGACUUUUUACAACACUACAGUUGAGGAGAUGCCUAUGAAUGUUGCUGAUCUGAUUUAAAUCCCUGGGCUGUUUGCUUUUAUUGAGGUGCUUACUGUUGCUCAAUAAACAGAGGUGCAUUGUCAUUAUUGUAUUGGAAAAAAUAUUUGAAUCUUCUGGUCUCAAUGCUACAAGUGGAUCAUAAAGUCCAGUUUUUGCAAACCGAAGCAAUUUUGGUCGCAAGCUCUUGCCAGGAUUGUUGUAGACGCUGUCCUCUUUACCAGUGGUCUGCUGGAGAGUGGUAACGCCAUGAGGUCUUUACAGUUAUUAUUUCAUAAGGAUUUUUUUCUUAGACAAAUAAAGGUGUGUGUAUUA